Molecule: messenger RNA, 753 nt
Organism: Paramisgurnus dabryanus
Lineage: Eukaryota; Metazoa; Chordata; Actinopteri; Cypriniformes; Cobitidae
Gene: nxt2
Product: nuclear transport factor 2-like export factor 2
Biological process (GO): nucleocytoplasmic transport
Source: RefSeq, a predicted model, not a curated record
AUUUAUUGUGAACGCACGCCAUCGAGCGCAUUUUCGAUAUUUGGAUGCGUUUGUUUUUAAAAGGGUGAUUAAAUAUAGAUCAGAUUGUUUUAACGGAAUGUCAUUACUGUCAGAUUUGGCGUAAAAUAUAUUAUUGUUGUACGCCGUAAAGCUUUGUUACUGGUGCGUUUCAUGUUGCAUUUGCUAUUUUGUUUCAUAAGUUGCUUUGGUAUUGUAGAGCGAAACGCAUUGAUAUUUGGAAACAAUCAACAUUAAACCGGAUACGUCUGUGUGGCCUUUAAUGUCAUGGCUUUAACAGUGGACUUCCGGACUAAAGUUGAUCAGUCAUGCAGAUACUCCGAAGAAUUCGUCAAUAUUUAUUAUGACUGUAUGGAUAAAAAACGAAGGCAUUUGACGAGGCUGUAUCUGGACAAAGCAACACUGGUGUGGAAUGGCAAUGCUCUCACAGGACAAGAUGCUCUGGGUGAAUUCUUUGAAUCCCUCCCCUCCAGUGAAUUUCAGGUCCACACUCUUGACUGCCAGCCUGUUCAUGAGCAUGCAACUCAAGGCCAAACCACAUUGUUGGUGGUCACAGCUGGCUCAGUGAAGUUUGAUGGAAACAAACAGAGGUUUUUCAACCAGAAUUUCUUAUUAACUGCCCAAGCCUCCCCUACCAGUGACCAGCCUGUAUGGAAAAUUGCGAGUGACUGUUUCCGCUUUCAGGACUGGGCAAACUGACUUUUUUUGUAUAGCUUUAUCUUUUGUAAACAAGAA